AGAUUGCCAAAGUAAGCAAGAAUGUAGACAUCUCUCAGUCAUUAAUCCUACAGUGUGCUCUGAUGGCCACAAAGAAAGCAAGAUGGAAUGAUGCGUUGGAAAUGGUUCACGAUUACCCCGAUAUGCAGGUAUUGGUAGAUUUUAGAUUGCUUGGCGACGAAAUAGCCCUUAUGUAUAAUGACGUCACAAGGCUUGAUGCCCGCGAGGAAUGCUGGUCUUAGUAGUCAUCGCCCGAGAAAAUUUCGAUAGUGGCCAUUUUGAAUUGUUUAAUUUUCCGGACGAUGUCUACUAAGACCAGCAUUCGUCGCAGGCAUCAAGCCUUGUGACGUCAUUGUGCAUAAGGUCUAUUUUAACCCAGUUUGUAUGCAUGCGUUGUAAAGAACACAUAAAAUGACUGACAUGUUAUGUAAAUGUGAAAAUAUCAAAUUAAUGAAGAAAGAAACAAUUUAACACAAUGCUACAAGAGAUAUGAUUCAUUCAUUUUAAGUGUUCUUCAUGAUGCAAGCACAAACAAGUGGCGGAAUUUCUUUGCAACACCAUGAUUUUUUAUUUCAUUAAAGAUAUUUUGGGUAAUUUAAUUUACUCUAUAUCUAUCUUUGUUCAGGAGAUAUUUUGUUCAGGAAAAAUUUAUCCCCGAGCGGAGCGCGUAGGGCGAAGCCCGUGGCGAGGGUACUAAUUCCGCUCGGCUAUUUACACCUGGGGAAAACAGGGUGGACUUUCGUCUACGCAUGCGCGAGAAACGUAAGCGUGGAGUGCACGUGAGCGCGGGUUAAUCGCGUGACUGAAUUAUAAAAACAAACAUUUGCCAAAACUACUCGUGUUAUGAAGUCGUUUUCUUGUUUCUUUAGUGUUUCUACGCUCACAAUUUUAGGCAUUUCCAACUUAGAAGUGUUUGCUUUGGAAUAAGAACGUGAAAGUAGAAAUAAAAACUUUGUUGCAGCAGUUUAAUUUCGCAGUGCAAAUAUACCUGUUUUUAAUAUGUAUAUCCUUUUCGAAGUGAGAUAUACAAGUGCAAAUUGACCUUCUUUAUAUUCGUACUUGCCCUAUUUUUCAUUCCAUAAAAACUACUUUUAUCCAUGGAGAAACUAUUUGACUCUAAAAAUAAGAUUGAAUUUUUGUGGUGAUAUAGGCUAUCUCUUUGCAAACAGUGAUUUAGUACUCGGUAGUGUAGUUGUUGUUUAUGAAUAAAAGUCUAAAAUGAAUUCAACAUCCGUCAACAAAAAGGAGUCGCGCUUAUUACUACUCUGUAGAGGAUAGACAAUUAAUUUAAUUCACUAGGAACCCGUUCUACAAUAUAAACUAGAAAUCGGCCAACAAAUUGCCACGAAAUACUACAAUGAAAAUAGGGUCUCUGAACUACUAAUUUCACCGAACGGUCAAGUUUCUCUGCAAAGAUCGCCCCUUUGCCCAAUUUUCCUUGAGUAGAUCAUCGUGUUUUUAAGUCAAGUGUUUUUAACAUAAAAGAAUAAAAAAUGUGGUGAUAAAGGGUAGAUUUUGAAUAAAAUACGAAUAUCUGUAUACAAGAUCUGAGCGUUAUUAUGAAGCACUCGAUACUUUCUCCAACAACAUAUAUUGCGCUUAUUUUUUUACAAAAUUAAAAAUAUUCACACAUUAAAGAUAUGAAAAUGUGGCUUGCAUUACAAAGAAAUGUUGGCUUACCUAAGUUAUACCUUACACGUCGAUUAAAGUGAAGUAAAGCCCUUUCAAAGACGCGUGCCGCAUUAAACUACAGGUCACAUGGCGGUAGAGAACUCGACGAAGUAUUCACGAUAUUUCAUAGCCAGUUCAAACGCCACUGUGUACUAUUCCUGUGAAUUAUGAUGCCCAAUACACCGGAUAACACAAUUUACCACUUUGUUCGGCUGUUCCAAGUACACUUUUAAGAUACAAGGUCCGAUCAUAUCAUGUUCUUCGAAGCAUCUGCUCAAAACAGUCCAACAUAAAUAUCGCCACUCAUCUUCUUCGUAUGAAAAUAUAAGUUUUCCUUUCAAUUGCUUUGCUUUAAAAACAGUCAUUAGGUUGUUGAAGGGUUAGUAUAUAACUUCCAACAAAGAUUACCCCAUUGCUUUGAAAAACCAGUGAAUCACAAUGCAGAAAACUUCAACAUCCUUAGAAAUUGUAAGCCAAACAUCGAAAAACAAAAUAUGCGGGAAAAAGCUCACGAGCCCGCACUAUUUUUAUGCAGCGUCGACGAAAGUCCACCCUGUUCCUGGGGAAAGGAAAACAUUAGCGAAGUCUAAAGUUCACCAAUGAUCGCGGGCGCAUGGCUAUGCAUGGGUGGUCAUCUCACAGAUCUCAAAAAUAUAGGUGAUUACCAGGAGUGAAGGAAGCAAAUAUCAAUAAAAACACACACGACAGAAAGCUUGGACAUCUUUUCACACAAUAAGUUGUAAAUCACCUUUUUCAAAUUUUGGUCCCGUUGGACUCAGCUGUGUUAUGAUAUGUAUACAUAAUUAACCAUGAAAACAUAUAAAAGGACAGUUGAAAGGACGUUAAUUACAUUCGAACAGAAGACAACAACAGCAAGUGCAAUGGCAGAGUGAGUGAGAAAUCGAUUGGACAAGAAGACAAGGAAAGAUUGGUACGUGCUUUCGAAGCACCGAAACAAGACUACUUAGCGAUAGCUGAUAAUUUGGGCAUAAACCGUUCAACAGCACGAGGAAUUAUUGCCCGAUAUUUGCGAGAAAAUAGGGUUGAUGAGAGACCUCGUGGAGGGCGAAACAACGUCAAAGUUGAUGAACAAAUGAGGAGGUGUCUGGAAGCAAUUCUCAACUAGAAAACUGCAUGCUAACAUUGACAGCUAUCAAAGCCGAGUUACACCGACGUCUACCAGAAAAGCCAAUCGUCAAUGACCGCACCAUAUCGAAGCAUUUGGAAGGCAUGUUGUUUACAUUGAAGUUAGCCCAUCGAGAUGCAAACAUACUUGCCACGAUGUCUUGCAAGAGAACACAUCCAGGGCUAAAACAUAUUAAAUAGCAUUUUUGCUGUUGUGUGAACAGACAAACAUUAAAUCUAUAUUUGUUAGAACGCGACUUCUGACUUUAUACGCCUUUAUAUUAAUGAUUAUUUGUUGUGGUUAAAUGUGUUUUGAUUUAUUGCUAUUGUUGUUGUGAAAAUGUUAAUGAUUAAUUAGUUCAUGCAAUUGUUCUUUGUUUCGUCUCAUUGAUUUUCACUUUACGGAAUAUAUAAUAAGGUGUUGUUAUAGAACCUACUUACUAGUUACUAGCACAAAUGAUGUUCAAAUAACGUUAUUGCCCUUCUUUCGGUGUUAUUGAUAUAUACCAAUCAUUCUACUGUGUUUCUCUUUUGUUUAAAUGACAUGCAAAUGCUGUAAACAUGUACAGCUUUCCUUUUUAUUCUAUGUGAAAGUUUUUUUGAAUUAGCUUGUUUUAAUUUCUUUAUAAAAGCUCAAAAAAGGAGAAAAUUAUUUUCAAGAGCGACCUGUAUGACUUGAAUUUAUUUCAUUUCAAAGUACGAGUAUUAGUAAGUUGAAGAGUUUAGCGGCAAAAAGCAGUUAAUUUCAAUGAACAUUUAAAAACUUUUACGAAGCGUUUUGUGUUGAAUUUUACAUUAUAAUAAAGCCCAUCGAAAGCAAAAUAACAUACCUACUUUAUAUAUGUUAGAAAUCGAUAGUUAUGUGGUUAAAAGUGUAAAACAUUCAUUUAUUUUUGCCAUUUUGAACAAAAAGAAAGCAAUUAUCGUGUUGCCAUGGCUAACAUGACGCGAGUCUGCGUUCCAUGUUGGCGUAAUUAGAAUACUUAACAAUGUUUGGGAAAUGUGGGCGAGGGGUUGUUGCAUGUAUAUGUAUUUCUAGUUAAAUGUAUAUAUCGAUAAAAAUUAGAUGGCAUCACCGAUGGGGGGUUAGUCGAUUUAAUUUGGUUGUGUAAGUUGUGUAAAUUAGUCAAAGAAAUCUUUUUCCUUGAUUUUAAUUGAUCAUGCAAUGGUGAAGAGUCUGCUUUCAGCCUUUAACUAAACUGUCGUCUCUGAAAAUUUAAGUAUAAUAAAGCCGGGUACAUGCAGGUUUCAAGGUAUCUUUACAUGUUUUCUUAUUAGUUCCAGGCUGUUCACGAUAUAUUUAUAACGAUCACUUAAAACCUUGGAAAAUAACUAUGGCAUUUUCUAUGAGAUCCGAUGUUUGCACUGUUUUGAGCCAAUAGAUUGCACAUAGUUCAUUCGGGGUUUAAAUUUUGCGUAUAUUGCAUGAGUUAGAUCCAGUUAUAGAUUUUCAUGUACUCAAUGGCAAACGAGUAUACGAACCCAAAUGGUUCAGAUAAAGACGCGAGGGUGUCCUCGUCCAAAAUUUAUUAAACCUUCUGCAUGAGAAAAAUUACCCACCUUUGGUUUUGCCAGGUGCACGUGAGCACGUCUUUUGUUGUCUUCACUGUCUUAGUGUAGGAUGUCCCCGUUGAAGGUUCUGGGAGACUGGGAAUCACAUACUCAGAAAAUAUCGGGUCUACAUUUGUAUACCAGUCACUUCCCUAGCUUUUCUAGCUAUUAUUUAAGAUUAUUGUGUCGCGUAUUUGCGAUGAAAAGUGAUACAAAAUAAUAGUUAAAUAUUGUCAAUUUAAAUACAAUUAUCAUUGAUGCUGUAAAUUUGACGUCAUAAUUAUUAGCUAUUGUUCACUGCUUUAUACCAUUCUGUACAGAUCCGUUGAAACGGUCGACGAAUAUCGUUUAAACGGCUCCUUAAUUCCGUUCGAACGGUUUGUUAAAGCCGUUCGUAGAGCCGUUAAAUUUUUUGUCUUCAUCCGUUCGUAUUUUUUACUCAAAACGUCUAAAACGUUUUGAGGAUCCGUUGAAACGAUUUGACAAAGCGUUUACUAUCCGUUCGUUAUCCGUUUUUUUGCCCGUUUUAAUGCAAAAUCGUUAACGUAUGUUUUCCCGUGGAAGGUCACAUAUUUAUACAGCAAUAUAAGCAAAACUUAUAAGCAAGUUUAUACAUGUCCAUAGCAUUAUAAACUUAAGUUAAUGAAACAAGCGUUAGGACAAGUCAGAGUAAAGUUGUGCAAAGUCUCCUGGAGUACAAAGGUCUGGUACAAAGGUCAAUCUGUGAAUCGUGUGAUCAUACACGUGCAAAGCGCAAGGCUGAAUUAACAACAAACCAUUGUCAAAUCUCUUCCCAUGCGUGCGGGAAAAUAGACCAAUCAGGUUUCACCUCUUCGUCUGCAUAAUUGCCUGCUUGGAUCAGUAAGCCUCAUUGUGUCACUUGCAAGCAAAAUUGUAUGACCUCUGUGGCAAAGUACUUCAAAAUUACCACCCAUCCCACCCUUCAAGGAUUUUGCACCACUAUAUCAUAACUUGUAUCACAUAAUAAAUAAAAAUCUGUAAAUAUUGUUUUGAUAUGCAAUCCGUCAUCAAGAUUCACAUGAAAUGCAACUCAUGUAGUGUUCUAGAUAAAGUAUUAUGGAGUAGUUUACCGGUUAAUAUGUUAUUACAGGCACAUAUAUAUAUUGUAAUAUACAGUAUUGGAAUUGACUUAAAUUGCAAGUCUGGUUGUAAAAAUAAAAAUAUUUGGUUGUUUGGGGAUGGAGUGCUCCCAAAGGUCACCCUCAACCCCAUAGACUCACACAAAUCAAUGUAUUAUACAGUGUAUUGUAAAGUAAACAAUGACCAUCACGGGGAUCUACUACCCUUGGACAUUAAAGUAAACAAUGACCAUCACGGGGAUCUACUACCCCUUGGACAUUAAAGUAAACAAUGACCAUCACGGGGAUCUACUACCCCUUGGACAUUUAAGAUGCCCAUCUCGGGGAUCUACUACCCCUUGGGUAAAGUCCAACAUGGGGGAACCACAACCCCCUGAGGACAUAUAAUUAUAUCAUAAUCAUAUUGCUGUCAUAGUGAGUCUGUGGGGCGACACUUUGGCCACAGUUUAAAGUAUAAUCGGAGCAUUUCUCCUCGACAACCCUUCUCCCACAACAUUGUGUGUGUCAUAGUUGUUUUCUUAAUUGUCUUAGAAUAUUUGCUUAACGAAUUGGUGCAUUAACUGAACUUCAGACAUUAUUUUCUCUUUGGCGUACCAUCUAAAAUCUCUUCAUUUUUGCAUUAUUUUACAGAUAAGGCACUAUAAACAUACGUUUUAAGUUUGUUUGCCGCUUGAGAAACAUAUAUCAGAAAUUUUAAAAAUUGAAUAUGGUCAUAACCAAGUGGAAAAGUAUAUUCAUUAGUUUUGAGCGCUUGUUACGUAACAUACAAAAAAUUCGAUCUGCUCUUAAAUUAUUCUUCUGAACAAUAAUAAAUAUCUGGAAAAUUUCCUUUUCAGCCAUUCUUAAUGCUGAUGCUCGUACAUAAAACUAUUCUGGUCAGUUUGCUGAAAUCUGGAGCUAUUACUUCUGAGGAUUUUCCAGAAAUGCAAGUAUUUGACGUCGUCCCAAACAAUAAUGUGCCAUCAAAUCUACCGCAAUUCGUAUUGAAGUUAAAAGGUAUAAUAUUCAAUUUGUACAAUGUUCUACAAUAAUAUUUCUGAACAGAUCUCAUUACAAACUAUACAGUGUGACUUUAAAGGGGCUGUUUAUAUCGCCAUGUCGUUAUUUUAUAGUAGAAAUUACUUUGGGUUUAAAUGAAACUGGUAUAGGCCCGGUUCCCGAGAUCGCACUUGAAAAAGACGAAAUCUCACUUACUGGGAUGAAAAUUUCUCAAUGUAAACACUCACUGACCGGGAUGGCUCGGUUGCUGGGUUGAAAAUUUCAUGAAGCGGGAUGAACCUUUCUCACAUAAACACAAGACGGGUCACAAUGACUUCCAUAUAACCAGCCUCACGGCUCAGGUAUAUUUUCAUUCUCAUUGAAUCAUCAUUUUGUCGGUUGACAUUUAAAACGAGCACUGCACAUUUUUUGCAGCUCAACAUGGGAGAAGAUCAGUUGAUUCAACAUCUCACUGGAGAUCUACUACAGUUGAUGAUUCCUAUUCUGUGUAUAAUAUUCUGGAAAGAUGGUGGUCAGAAUGUGGUCUUCGCGUACAUGAAACAAGGUUGCCUGGCUUUUAUGUUCAAAUUUCAACAUUGGGUAGCAGUCAAAAUUUACCAAACAAAGAAGAUAUUGGGAAUGUAAGUAGCGCAAGGAAAUAAACCACUGUGCAUGUAUUCUGUAUUUUCCCAACGAAAAUACAAAUUAAGCAUCGUUUUAUGUUUAUAAAACUUUAAUAUACAGAACACUGGCUGUAUCAUCAGAUACAAAAUACGAAUAGAACUAUUAUUUAUAUCGCUUAUUCCACUGGGGGGAAACGCGAUAAUAAGCGAUAUAAAUAGAGUCUGUAUACGCAGGCUACUUAUUUAUAGGUCUUUAUAUUUAUAGGAUUUGAAAUACGCGUGCAAGCUACAAUAAUGUAUAUAACAUCGCUGUUUUUGUGUCGCGAAUGAAUCCUACUAACAAGAGGAAUGUAAAGUCUAUUCUUUCCUUGCUGAUUUUGUACACAACUUUCUAGGUGUUUAUGAUGAUUGCAAAGAACAUUUGCCUUGGCUUGGUGGCCGCAAUACUUGCCAAACCUGAUAUUUGUAUUGAUCAUUUGCUGAAAGCUAUUAUUGACUGCCACGAUUCUGGAUAUUCCAAACUUGUUUGUCAUCUUGUCAGACUUUUGUUUCCUUUUGGACUUGAAUCGUGGUACAUGAUACAACGCUUGUCAGAAUCAGACAGGAGGAGCACUUCAAGUAUGACUGAUCAAUAUUUUUGUAAUAUAAUGGCGUUUUACUAUCGAGCUAUAGUUACUGAAUAUUUGGUUAGUGAAAAAUCAAAAACGAAACAUGGUCUUGAAGAAUCGCCACAACACAGUAUCGGUAAUGAUGCUUGUGAAUGGUCAUCCGCAAUUACAAUGGAAUCUAACAAUAGGGUAUUAAGUAUGGGUGACACGUUUACCUCGUGCAAUGAAGGAACAAAUUCAGAAAACCUAGAACGACUACAAUCUCCGGAAUAUUCUCUCGAGAGUUCAAAUGUUCAGUCGAUGUCUGAAGUAGAUUUUGGUUCCAGUACGACUAAGGAUCACGCAGAAGGGGAAAACAAUAAUGUAUCUAAGAAAUUAGAAGAAACGUCUAUAUACAGGGAGAUUUAUCGAAUUGGCUUGGUUUGUUCUACAGUUCUUUUGUCAGAUAUUCACGCUCAGUUUCAGAAACUUAAUAGUAGUGUUGAACAUUGUAUCCCAGAAAAGGAUGAACAUUUGCAAGAUGAAGAAGAUUCCGGAAUAAAAAGUGAACUGGAAAUUUCACUAUCGGUACGUAAAACAUAUGAAUAG
This is a messenger RNA of Paramuricea clavata, 8223 nucleotides long. The record is from the annotation of a GenBank genome assembly. NCBI's taxonomy places the organism in Eukaryota, Metazoa, Cnidaria, Anthozoa, Malacalcyonacea, Plexauridae.